UGGAUCUCAGUUCGGCUGUUGGACCUGUUCAGUGAAAACAAAAUGUGACGUGGCUAAUCCUGGUGGACAAAAAGAAAGAGGAAAAACUGAACCAUUGACCUGUUUACUGGAAAACGAAAGGGCGUUUAACGUGAAGAAACAUACGUGCAAACCGAAAUAAAGAAGAUAAACCUUUCGUGUUGUUGAUUUUGGGAAGGAAACCGUUAGCAGGCUGGGCUGACGUUGACGUUAACGUCCACUGCUAGCAUCAAGACUUUGACAGGAGAAAAGGCAUGAACUAAGGCAUCAAGAUGUCAGACAGCGAAGCUACAGCAGCGGAGGGUCCAGAGGUGGUACCGGAGACCCAAGAUGCCUCUCCUGCAGAGACGGCCGACAGCUCCUCGCUGACCACGCCGGACAACUCGACUGACGUGGCGCCGACGAGGAAAGCCAGGAGGAGACCAGACGUCACGCCUGCACCCGAAGCUGAGGAGACGCCCAAAGUGGAAGAGAAGCCAGCAAAGCUACAGACCCCAAGUGAGUCCACUGUGUCUCAGGGAGGUUGGGGAUACUGGGGCAGCUGGGGCAAAUCCAUCCUAUCCACAGCUACAGCUACUGUGGCCACUGUGGGCCAAGGAAUCACUCAGGUGAUCGAGAAGGCAGAGACAUCGCUGGGAAUCCCCAGUCCGACCGAACUCUCUGCCCAAGUGGACGAAGAGAAGAAACAGCAAGGUGAAACCAGUGAGACGGACAGAGCGGCAGACGAUGGAUCGGCGGCGGCAGGAAGUGCGAUGGGCAUGCUGUCGUCCCUCACCAGCGUCGUCCAGAACACAGGUAAGACGGUGAUCACAGGCGGUCUGGAUGCUCUGGAGUUCAUCGGGAAGAAGACGAUGGAUGUGAUAGCAGAAGGCGACCCCGGCUUUAAGAAGACCAAAGGACUGAUGAUCAGGAACUCCACUCUGUCUCAGGUGUUGAGGGAGGCUAAGGAGCGCGAGGAGCUGCAGACUGCCGAUGAAGAGGUUUCAGAGUCCCACAAGAAGGCGGCCGCUCACUACGGGAUGCUGUUCGAUGAAUUUCAGGGCCUUUCACACCUCGAAGCGCUGGAGAUUCUGUCUCGAGACAGUGAGUCCAAGGUGAAGUCAGUGCUGACCACUCUAUCAGGAGAAGAGCUGCUUCAGCUCAGAGAAGAGCUGGAUGUCAUUAAGGACUCUUUCUCCCUGGUGGAGUUUGAUGAUGAGGAAGUGGAUGAGAAGAAAGACGAAGACGGCUCAGAGUUUGAGAGGGAGUUGACGGAGGCAUUGGAGGGUCUCAGUGUCACUGCCACAGCUGACAGACUCAGCAAGGCCUGUAGGAGCACCUGCAGCCAGAUCACUGACAUGAGCCGACCAGACGAGGAAGAGGAAGACAGCGCGGACAAUGUCAAGAAAAGCCUUUCUGUAGAGGACGUUCAUGCCGCAGCCAUCAGGAGUCUGGCGGAGCUCACGGCUCGAUCCAUCGAGCUGUUCCACAAACUGGCUGAGAUGAUCCUCUUCAACAACGGCAGCACAGAGGCCAGCGUCCUCUCCCAGUUAACGGUUGUCCUGUGUAAAGAGAUCUCACUGCUUUCCAAAAAGUUCACCUCCUGCUUAACGACGGCAGGGUCAAACGAGAAGGGAGACGUCCUCAACCCGCUGAUAACAGGAGUCUUUUUAGAGGCGUCCAACAGUGCGUCCUACAUCCAGGACGCUUUCCAGCUGCUGAUGCCCAUCCUGGAGAUCUCCUACAUCCAGAAGAGAGCCGAAUCCACCGAGCAGUGACCAGCUGGUGCCCCCCCCCCCCCCCCCCCCCCCCCAUUACUGCCAUGACGCUGGGACUCUGUCACAGCAGGGAACGGACAUCUAUUUAAAACCUGUUUCUUUCUUUGUUUAAUCGUCCGCGGCGGCUCUGUGCUACGUCUCGUUUUCAACUCAGGACAAAAAUCCAUUUCACACCUGGGAGGAAGAGUGUGUUUCUGUGAAAACAGUGUUAACGUUUGUUGCUCGUUUAUCUGUUCAGCACAGUCCGUGGACUCAUUAUGUCGGGGAGGUCUGGAUCUACCAGCUAAGGGAGAAACCAAAUCAUUUGUUUUAGACGUAUUGUUCUUCUUUUUACUCUAACAUGAACACUCAGUUCUUUCAAACAGCACUUCUUCUUCCUCUUAACUUCAAAAUCUCAAUUCUGCCUCAAAGAACACUUAAAAGAAACACAUACGGAUGCCAAAACCUGUUUUAAUUUGUAAAAAAAAAAGUCAAUCUCCAACACAGAUUAUUGUUUUUUCAGUUUUGGGCAACCUUAUUAUCAUCCUCAAAUCAUGAGCAGACUGGCUGGAAUAUAUAUUUGACACUACUAAUGCCUGUUUGUAGAUUUGACCCAGAUUUCUUUACAUCUGACUGUGUAUAUUCACUUGUUUUAAACCACAAUAUCUGCGUUGAAUAAGUAUUACCUGUUUUACCUCUUAAGUAUUUCCUGAGUCAGAUCACUCCCUGGCUGGAUCUGUUUCCCUUAAAGGGCCAGUGUGUAACGUGUUUAGUUCAUUAUCAAAAUCUCUGGUGCUCGUUCACAAACUUGUCCUUUUAUAUUAAUGUUCACCACCACCAUCAAUUUCAAGUAUUCCUUUUUGCUUGAACAUUUUAGAUUUGCAUUUCCAUGAACUGGGGUAGACGCUCUAUAGUCAUGCGCCAUUUUGAAAUACGUUAGCCGGUGAGGGACGUACAGGACGUACUGCUCCACCUUUUGCGUUUUUAACUGUCACAUGAUUAACUCAGAGGUGAUGCUAACCUGCUAACGGAUGUCGUCGCUUCCCGGACUCGGCAAGUUUGAAGAAGGAAACAUGGAGGACCACACGUGUUCAGGAACAGGAGUUGUCUUCUUCGCCAAGAAAAAGGAAAACUGAGAUGGAAAAGAGCAAGAGAGUAGCUUUUUAAAGCGUGAAGGCCACCGUAGCUGUAAUACACUCUCCAAAAUAUCUGUAAAUUAACAGUUGUAUGACUGUACAUUUUAACAGAAAUUGUCCCUUGUA
This is a messenger RNA of Etheostoma spectabile (orangethroat darter), 3016 nucleotides long. It is a transcript of the gene fam114a2, whose product is annotated as family with sequence similarity 114 member A2. The record is from RefSeq and is a predicted model, not a curated record. The transcript is spliced from 14 exons. NCBI's taxonomy places the organism in Eukaryota, Metazoa, Chordata, Actinopteri, Perciformes, Percidae. The coding region runs from base 291 to 1775 and encodes 494 amino acids.